GCUCUUUGCUUCUUGAACUCAUCUUCUUCAGCGUUAAGUUUUACAUCCAUAUAGAGAACAGCUGUUGAACGAAGAAGGAGGUGGAGAUUUCAGCCAUGGGAGUUGGAGGAGGAGUUGCAGAGAAGCAAUAUGUGAAGGCUAAGAUUUCAGUGUGGUGGGAUAUAGAGAAUUGUCAGGUCCCAAAAGGGUGUGAGCCUCAUGCAAUUGCUCAGAAUAUCAGCUCUGCCGUUGCUAAGUUGAAUUACUGUGGACCUUUGUCCAUUUCUGCCUAUGGUGACACCAAUUGGAUCCCUCAAUCUGUGCAACAUGCCCUUUCCAGCACCGGCAUCUCCCUCAACCAAGUCCCUCCUGAUUUUCAGAAAAUUCAAUGAAUAUUUAUGGGUUGUUUUGUUGAAUGAGCAAGGGUUAAAGAUGCAAGUGACAAGAAAAUUCUAGUGGACAUGUUGUUCUGGGCAGUGGACAAUCCUGCACCUGCAAAUAUAAUGUUAAUUU
Messenger RNA from Mangifera indica (mango), 492 nucleotides. RefSeq lists its product as uncharacterized. The record is from RefSeq and is a predicted model, not a curated record. Gene Ontology annotation, biological process: regulation of gene expression. Gene Ontology annotation, molecular function: RNA nuclease activity. Bases 96 to 371 code for a protein of 91 amino acids. NCBI's taxonomy places the organism in Eukaryota, Viridiplantae, Streptophyta, Magnoliopsida, Sapindales, Anacardiaceae. Gene Ontology annotation, cellular component: peroxisome. The transcript has 2 exons.